AUGGUGAAGGUACACUGGAAAUUUCACAGGCACCAUGGACUUGAUGACAAGUUCAGCACUGUCCAAGUCAUCCUCCCUUCCCAUUUCUCAGGCAGGAUGCUCUAUCUCUCUCACUCCGGCCAAACAAAGAUCAUCAACUUUGCCCUCAAUAGCUCAUCUUCCGCAGCUGUUGUUGGCUAUUACACCGGUAUCAAACACAAAAUGGAGCCUGUCGAGUCCAGCUACUGCUUCUCUCUAUACUACGACCUUCUGCCGCCCGCAAAUAAUUCCCAUGUUCCGCGUGUCCCAGAGGUGCUUGGUGUCCGCAAUCAACUGUGUCAUGCCUUGGCCUCUUUCAAGGAGCAACCUCAGCAGCGCGGAGAACCCAAGGUUAUCCUGCUUGUUCUGCAGAACAAAUACACUGAUGCUGUUGACUUCAGUGUCGACUCCCUGAAAGGUGCAGACGCGCUGUUGUUCUUACACAUUCGUCCUCUAUCAAAGGAGCCCCGUCUAUGUAUGUGCCUUGCUCAUAUCACAAUCACGGUGCACGGAGAGGCCACGCUGCCAACCGCCAUGUGCCGUUGGGGCUACGGAUACGUUCCAUAUUCUUUCGAGUCGGACAGAGACAUCAUAGAGGUUCCAGCAGAGGAGCUUGAACUUGAUGUCGAGAGGCUGGAGGAGUGGGACAUGGACAGGGUUGUGAGGCUGGACGGGAUGCCGUUCGAGGUUUCUGGAUUGCAGGGGAUUGACAUUGAGUGUUUCAGGGGGGGGAGGGGGACGUGGAGAAAGCUGGACAAGAAGCGCUUUGAUAGGCUCGAAAAAACCAGGGUUGGUGCCUUUCCUCUAUCUUCUUCCUACAAACGUGCUGCACUGUUCAUCUGGCCCAAGAACUGCAAGCUAGAUGUCCACAUUGGCAACGUCCAUGCAUAUGCAUCUCAUUUGCUGCAGACCUCUAUCUCACCUGCUCUGACAGAACACAAGGGCAGGAUGGUCAAGUGUCUCAUUGGAUGGUGUGCGAAAUGCUCUGGCGUGGCAAGCAAAGAUGCCAUCCGUGCGCUCCUUGAAGCUGCUCUGCGAUGGAAUGACAUUCAGCUUCUGUCAAGGAUAUCUAAGAAGUGCUGCACUAGCUAG
Heterobasidion irregulare TC 32-1 is the source of this 1110-nucleotide messenger RNA. RefSeq lists its product as uncharacterized. Bases 1 to 1110 code for a protein of 369 amino acids. The transcript has 2 exons. Lineage: Eukaryota; Fungi; Basidiomycota; Agaricomycetes; Russulales; Bondarzewiaceae. The record is from RefSeq and is a predicted model, not a curated record.